Molecule: messenger RNA, 2374 nt
Organism: Aaosphaeria arxii CBS 175.79
Lineage: Eukaryota; Fungi; Ascomycota; Dothideomycetes; Pleosporales
Exons: 8
Coding region: 1-2169 (722 amino acids)
Biological process (GO): DNA-templated transcription
Molecular function (GO): zinc ion binding; DNA binding
Source: RefSeq, a predicted model, not a curated record
AUGUUCCAAUUGCAGAGCAAGCAAAUUGAGGUACACAUUUCAGAUGAAUAUGAAAAAAAGAUUGACCGUAUCGAGGAUCGGCUCGCGGGCAUUGAAGCCGUCCUCGAGAAACUCACAGUCAAACUUGAGAAUAUAGAUCUACGCAAAGAUAGUCCUGAGCAAGGCAGUCAGGGCCGCUCCUACAAAGCGAGCAGAAGCCCAAAUUCGAUUGCCGAAGUGCAGGUGGGCACACCAGCUGCAUUCGAGGGCGAGACUACCAUGCACACCCAAUCCAGCUUUGCACGAGAGGUGCUUGAGAAGGCCAUUGGGAGCACACCCUCCAUCAGCCAAAACGCCGAGAUCAAGGCCACGCUUAACUCCUUGCAAGACAUGGUAGGCAGGCAGAAUGUUCUCACGUCUGCCUCCACCGAAGCAGCUGCAUUCUUCGAGAAAAGGUUAUCUGAGAAUGAGGCAACAAACUUGGACCGGCCGCCAUGGGAUAUCGUGGAGAGCAUUCUAGAUCGAGCAGCUACGCAACCAACUAUGUGCCUCGCUGUCAUAUUCCCGUUCCUGAACUUGCAGAAUGUGAAAACUAUGAUGCGAGAAGUAUAUGAUACCCCCGAGGAAUGCUCACCAUGCCGCCGAAUUUUCUGCUAUGGAGUCUUGUAUAAUCUCUUCACUGAGUUCGUAUACUAUGACAUUCCUCAAUCCGAGAUGGAAGAUUACCCAGAGUACACACGCCGAAGUCGAGUGCAGAUGGAGAUGGGCAUGAGCCAAUUAGACCUGCUAAUCCCAGCCUCAUACGAGAACAUUCAAGCACUUCUGAUGGCGGCAUCCUAUACAGUAGAAAUAGCAAAACCAUCUCUAUGCUGGAUCAUGAACUCUACAGCCAUCGGACUUGCUACUUCUCUGGGCUAUCAUCGCAUAUCGUCCAUGAAAGAUGACAGUGCAGAGGAACGUGCAGCAAAGAUACACAGCUUCUGGUUUAUAUACACUCUAGACAAAAUGCUUUCUCUUCGGCUGGGCCGUGCUUCAUUAAUUCAAGACUGGGACAUGUCAUUACCAUUCGUCGUACCUGGCGAGUUGGGCCGCUCCGCCAACUAUCUCAAAGGAUUCGAAAUACAGGUAUACUGGAUAAAAGUCGCGCAGAUACAGGGUCGUAUAUACGAACAGCUAUUCAGUCCUGCAUCAUUUCUAAGACCUCAUGAGGAGAGAGCACGUAUCGCUACGGAGCUCGUGGACGCCAUGAAUCAAGCUUGGUCAGAACGUGGCAACGGCAGCAUCAUCGAUUUCGUCGACCGCGGCUACCGCCACCGCCCCCCCUCUGCCCCGUCCAGGUCUAACAAUCGUGGCCCGCCAAUCCCGGAGUUCAAUGCAGGGGGCACUCCAGGCAUACAGCCAUCGGCUUCGCAUAGCUCACCAUUCAGUACUGCAUCAUCCAGAAAGGGAUGCGUAGACUUUGAUGCUAUUGGGGACGUUUUCUACUACUCAGAUGUGGUUCUCCACUACUCUAACACGUCACUCAUCCAGCGCGCCAUGAGUGCGGACAAUGUUAGCUUCAGUGAAGAGUGUCUGGAAUCAUCUCGAGCUGCUUUGAGUGCUCACCAAUCGUGCAGUAAGCAAUUCAAUCACAAAGGAAACGAGGUCUUGUGGACGGGCUAUGUUCAUUGGGCAAUCUUGCAAGCACCAUUCACACCCUUCAUCGUCUUGUUCACAAACGCAGUUACACAUUGCCAUGAGCAGGAUCUGUACUCUCUCUCGGAGUUUGUCCUCUCUCUUGAGACAUGCAGGAGUACCUCUGAAGGCGCUGAUAAACUAUACAAAAUGUGCCACCUAUUCUUGCUGGUAGCAAAACAUUACAUUGAAGCGAAGACCAAGGAAGCUGAGGCCCAUCGAUCUACCGCCGACCCAGUGGGCUUCUACGGAACACAACGCGCCCAGAACGACUUCAGCGGGAUCAACGUUAAUCAAUUCGAUCCGUAUUUGAGUGCGCUUGGCCUAGCACCGAACACGACAUGGCCCGUUACAUCGUACGCUGCAGAAUCAAGUGAUCAUCUAAACGCGUUCGAUGGAGUUGCAAUGGGACAGAACACGGUCCAGGAUUGGUUUUCCGGUAGCCGGUAUAUCAUGGGUCUGAUGGAAGGGGACGAUAUCAGCAUGCCAGACAUUACCCUACCACGCAAUAUGUGAGCAAUAUCUCGACUGCGUCGGAUUCACUUGCGAUACAAAGCUGUCACGGGAUCAGGAUGGGCUUUUCUACAAUUCAUACCUCGGAAAUUGUAGCUCUGUGGCACACUUGGCCAUUGAGGCAGUUGUUGCCACCAACAAUGACAAUUUUCCUGUUUUGGUAGAUCUGCCCAGGGGUUGCUCGAUGUGAUCGCGACCUCACGUGCCU